CUAGUGGUAUUAGCCCUAGUUUAAGUUUGUGUUGUGUUUGUAUUGGGUUGGAUUUUAGUCAAUUCCUAAGGGUUGGUUCAAAUGGGUUCGAUUUUUUUCUCUUAAAUGAACAGCAAGUCAGUAACACAUAAAAUUGAGUAGGCAAAGUAAAAAGGAUAAAGGAUGCAGGCUUUUCACUCGGAAAAGAGGAAAGACGGGCCUGACUGAAAAUUGAUUAUGGGCCUGUAAAUUGUCUAAGCGAACUUCUACUUUUCAAUUGACGGACUGUAAGUUAGCAAUAGGAUUAUGGGCCGGCAACCAUUGUACAACGGUGGUCAUGUGGCGUGCGACAGAGCGACAUUGAAACGGGACAACACGGAGGCGCAGGAACGGAUGGCGAGAUCGAUGAUGCAGAGGCCAUUGAAAGAGACAAUCUUCCGCUUGGAGGCUGGAGGACCUGCUUGCUGCGGCCGGAGGAGCUACGGCAAGAAGAGGCCGAUGUCGAGCAGAAUUUACGGAUUGUGAACUACAAUUGUGAAAUGUCGAGGGAAAAAAACUACACGACGUUAAGGUCUUGCAUGGCUCUCCGUUAAUUAAAUAAUUUGGGAGAGGCCGGUUGGUCAUUUCUAAUGGGCCACUGAAUUUGGACCAUUGUUCAUUAAACCAACCCAGCAGUCACAUCAAUUCUACGUGGAC
Messenger RNA from Linum trigynum, 675 nucleotides. NCBI's taxonomy places the organism in Eukaryota, Viridiplantae, Streptophyta, Magnoliopsida, Malpighiales, Linaceae. The record is from the annotation of a GenBank genome assembly.